UUUCCUGACCGCCUCUCGUCAGUCGCUAGUAUCCGCCGCCGGGCUGGGAAGAGGAGAGAAGAGCGGAGACGGCGAAGGGAAAGGGAAGGGAAGAGAAGCUAAGGGGUCGCUGCGUAGCCAGGACCGCGGGGUGGGGGAGCGGCCAGGGAGGCCGACUACUGAGGCGAACCAAGGCCCACGAGCGCCGUCGGCGGAGGCGUCGACCAAGAGGCAGCCGACGCCGUAGCGGGACGAGGAGGAGGAGGAGGCAAGCGCCCGCCGUCUCCUCGCCGCGGAGCGAAGGUGAAGGAGAAUUUGUAGAACAAAAGGCACGUGUAGCUUGCAGCCAUGCCAUUUCCUUUUGGCAAAUCACACAAGUCUCCUGCAGACAUAGUGAAGAAUCUGAAGGAGAGUAUGGCCGUUCUAGAAAAGCAAGAUAUUUCUGACAAGAAGGUAGAAAAGGCUACUGAAGAAGUUUCAAAAAAUCUAGUUGCUAUGAAAGAAAUCCUCUAUGGCACAAAUGAAAAGGAACCUCAGACUGAAGCUGUGGCCCAGCUUGCCCAAGAGCUGUACAACAGUGGUCUUCUUAGCACCCUAGUAGCUGAUUUGCAACUCAUUGAUUUUGAGGGUAAAAAGGAUGUGGCUCAGAUAUUCAACAACAUUCUGAGGAGACAGAUCGGUACAAGAACCCCCACUGUUGAAUAUAUCUGCACUCAGCAAAAUAUACUGUUCAUGCUGUUGAAAGGGUAUGAAUCCCCAGAAAUCGCACUGAAUUGUGGAAUCAUGUUAAGAGAGUGCAUCAGACACGAACCAUUGGCAAAAAUAAUUUUGUGGUCAGAGCAGUUUUAUGACUUCUUCAGAUAUGUGGAAAUGUCUACAUUUGACAUUGCUUCAGAUGCUUUUGCCACUUUCAAGGAUUUACUUACAAGGCACAAGCUGCUGAGUGCAGAGUUCUUGGAACAGCACUAUGAUAGGUUCUUCAGUGAAUAUGAGAAAUUGCUCCACUCAGAAAACUAUGUGACAAAACGACAGUCACUUAAGCUGCUUGGUGAAUUACUGUUGGAUAGACACAACUUCACAAUUAUGACAAAGUACAUCAGUAAACCUGAAAAUCUCAAACUAAUGAUGAACCUUUUACGAGAUAAGAGUCGCAACAUUCAAUUUGAAGCCUUUCAUGUCUUUAAGGUGUUUGUAGCCAAUCCCAACAAGACACAGCCUAUAUUAGAUAUUCUGCUAAAGAACCAGACCAAACUUAUUGAGUUCCUCAGCAAGUUUCAGAAUGACAGGACCGAAGAUGAACAAUUUAAUGAUGAGAAGACCUAUUUAGUUAAACAGAUCAGGGAUUUGAAAAGACCAGCACAGCAAGAAGCUUAAUCUCUUAUAAACCCCUAAAAUAUUAAAUCCAGAUUCAGCAUUUGCUGUUAGAUAUUCAGCAUCAGGCACUCUUAUCAAUUCAUGAGGAACAUUACUGCUAAUCUGCUGUUCAGUGAACAGUGUUUGUUUUUUUCUCUUUAUUUUUUAGUCCAAGUUGACAAACCUAGCUGCUGCUUUCUUGCACAAUGUGGACUUUCUUGGUAUUUGUGUCUGAAUUCAAGCACACUGCUUGUUUUUGGAAGUCCAGGGGUGGGGGGAUUAUUGGUUCAUGAAAGCAAACAUAUAGAUAAUAAUUUGGGAUAGGAGGAGAAGGUAUUAGAAUAGUGUAAGUGAUGAGGUGCAUGCUUGCAAAUCUGAUUCAAUCCGUAUGUUUGCACUUAACCUUGUAUGAGAUGCGAGCACAAUGUGAUCUGUGCAUAAUUGGCACCCUAGUAUAAGAUUGUAUGCCUUGAUUUUUUUUAAAAAAUGUGCAGUGCUUUAUUUGUAAUCAAAGGGGAAAUGUAUCUAAGAUGUGAGCUUACUGGGAUGAGCAGUGGUCUCGCAGAUAAAACUGAUACUGAAACAUAGCAACUUCUAAAGGAGUGAGAUCUCAGAGUUCAUAAGGAAAAUGUAUAUAUGCCUUUCACUGCUUUAUAGUUUGUUUUUUGAGAGAGUGAUUUUCUGAGAAUUGAGCUGUAGACGUGGAAAUAUGUUAUAAGGGUUUUUGUUAAUUUUACUUUAAAUGCGUUUUGGACAGUAGAGCUUAGCAGUGACACUUCGCAUUUCAUUUCAAAAAUGCUUGUUGGUUUCUUUUGUAUAUAUCUCCUAGGCUGCUCAUUUCUUUAAAAAUGAUUUAAUUUGUACAGCAGAGGAAUGUUAAUGUAUUAGUCUGUAACUUUUACCUGAUACUGAGUUUUGCAAAGUGAAAGCUCAUGUGUAAUUAAUACUAUGAAUCACAUGAAAAUGCUGAUUUCACAUUUCUUAAAUACUGCAGCAUCAAAAGGAAGAGAACCCAUUUUUCCAUAUUUACUGACCUAAUGGGGUGCCAUCUGUUAGGGUAGACUGAAAUGUAGUGCUGGAACCCACUAACCUGUAUUCUUCAGUGUUGGCCUUAUCCGUUUAUAUUAGUGCUGUGUUCAGCCACUUGCAAAUUAUGAAGAUUAUGCUAAAUUAAUAUCAUUUUGUUUUUCUUGUGGGUAUAUAGAGAAUCUCUUCUGUUCAUAUAGGUAAUACUCAGUAUGAUAGUUGUAAUGGUAAAUAACUUAUAAUUCCCCUUUACUUCCAAAUUCAUAAUUACAUAACUAUCUUAAUGUCAAUAUCUUGUUCCUUAAUGCUGCAAAUUAUCAGUAUUUAUUUUUAGAAAGACUGAUUUUGCACCACUCUUGUUACUGUGAUCAUAACAAAAAACAUUGCUAAAUAUAUCUAAACUAUGUUAUCAAAAUGGCAUCUGUUCUUAAUAGUAGUACUAAGAUCACAACCAGCCAAAUUAUAUGGAUUUGGAGUAUGAAAGUUCAAAUUCUGCAUGAUUGAACCUGACUGAGAAUGCUAUACAAUUAUUUAUUGCUUUCUAGCUUCUUUCUGAUUAAAUUAUUUUAGAAACUAAUCUGCUGAUUGACAUUUUAGCCAAUUCUUUAAAGCCUUCAUGAAGGAAGUAGGCAAAUAGCUCCAGCAAACAGGUCCUGAUCAUGCUGAAUACUUCAACUUUGCCAUGCUUCCUUUAGAGAUCAUAGAAAACCUGUUCUCUACAAAGUGAUUCAUACUGUCUAUUGAAAGGAAAAAAAGUAAUCAUAGAUCUGUUAAACCAUUUACAUAGGUAGGCAAAACUGGCCGUGAGAUACUGUAGUUCAGUGCUCUGUCCUUUUUGGGGCGGGGGUGGUGGUAUUGUUGUUAAAAGAAGGAAAACGUUUGGCAAAUUAUUAUCCAUUGUGCAUACAACUUUUACUUUAUGAGGGGAAAGUAGAAAUGUUAAAAGUUCUGUAUGUGUGUAUAUAAAGAAGUUAAAAAUGGAUUUGGAUAUUGGUUUUGCUUCUCUACUAUUUGGCUUGGGAAGAAGUGGUGCAACCUUUUUUUAAAAAAGAAUAAUUGAUUACUUGGAGUGUUGGCAUUCAGAAGUUGUAUUUAAGACCAUUUGAUGUGCUAUUCAUAUUAAAAACUAUUGUACUGGAA
Messenger RNA from Pogona vitticeps (central bearded dragon), 3498 nucleotides. It is a transcript of the gene CAB39, whose product is annotated as calcium binding protein 39. Gene Ontology annotation, biological process: intracellular signal transduction. Lineage: Eukaryota; Metazoa; Chordata; Lepidosauria; Squamata; Agamidae. Gene Ontology annotation, molecular function: protein serine/threonine kinase activator activity. The record is from RefSeq and is a predicted model, not a curated record.